AUGUCCGAAAGAAAUAAUGGAUCUAGAUACACUGAACGUACUAGUGGUUCCAGUGCAUCCAAAGCAUCCAUAUCAUCCAAAACAUCAGGAGCCAGCAUAUCCUCCGAACAAAGAUCUCGAGAAUUUCAGGAAAAGAAAGAUAAGAGGGAUAGGGGGGAGGUGGAUGAAUACACACCUAGUGUUGCUCCCAAUAGUGCACAUCGCUCGGAGCGUCCUUCUUCUCGUCGCCCUUCUUCUAAAGCACCAACUAGUACAGCACCUUCCAAGGCACCAACUACCAUCGCCCCCUCCGAAAGUAUCAGUGUCCGUCCUCCACCUAGAUCUCAAGCUAAAUCAAGACCUCGCUCAAGAUCUCGCGAGAGCGACAAAAAACCUCCAUCCAAAACCUCAAGCAGAACAUCAAGUGUAGCUUCAUCAGCAACCGUGAAGCCGUCUCGUCAAGCUCCAUCUAUUGGGUCAAAUUUGUUCACUUUACCAGAAGAUCGCACUGUGAUAGCUGAUUCUGAGAAUGGUGGACGGAGAACAGCAAAUCCGAGUCAAGUGGGAACCAAUUACAGUCAAGACUCUAGGAAUCUCUCAAAUACUUAUAAUCCCAAAGCCAGUCGCGGACCGCCUCCAUCUAAAUUUUCCAAGAUGACAAAAGAGGAAAUCGCUACGUACUUGCCCGAUGAAAGCGAAUUACGCGAAAUAAGAGGACGACACAAGGCAAAGGGGAGUGUAGCUGAGUCGGCAUUCGAUCUUGCGGAGAAGAAGGCGGGACGGAGAUUGGGCAAUACUUUGCUGAUGGAUGGAGAUGGCACACCCAUAGGAGUAGCCAAAAUGUCUCUCGAUCCCAAAUAUGGUAAUUCGGGGGGAUUGUUCGAGUUAAAUCGAGUGGGGGAGGGCGAUCCAAGAUUAUCGGAUAGAACACGGCGCCGCGAGGAAUCGCCAGAUAGGAGAUCACACCAUGGGUCGAAAACGACGGUUAGCGCUGGCGGGAGUCUGACUUCUGACACGAACUCUAAUUUUGGAAGAAGGACUGUGGUGCCACAUGGAUAUGAAUUUUCAGACAGAGCUUCUAGUAUUUCUGGGCAAAGUUCUCAAUCUGGGAGAAGGACUGAAAUAGUCGCCCCUAGUACAGUCGUCUCUAGGAGUACAUCUGGGAGACAGACUGUGGUGCCACAUGGAUAUGAAUUUUCAGACAGAGCUUCUGAUGUUUCUGGGCAAAGUUCUCAAUACCAGACUAAGAUAGUCGCCCCUACUUCCGUCACGCAUAGGCCCAAGUACAAAACCAAGAAAUUCAAGCCAGAUAGUUCCAGGGGAUGA
Sclerotinia borealis F-4128 is the source of this 1305-nucleotide messenger RNA. NCBI's taxonomy places the organism in Eukaryota, Fungi, Ascomycota, Leotiomycetes, Helotiales, Sclerotiniaceae. The record is from the annotation of a GenBank genome assembly.